This is a messenger RNA of Bathycoccus prasinos, 660 nucleotides long. RefSeq lists its product with no specific name. Bases 1 to 660 code for a protein of 219 amino acids. Lineage: Eukaryota; Viridiplantae; Chlorophyta; Mamiellophyceae; Mamiellales; Bathycoccaceae. The record is from RefSeq and is a predicted model, not a curated record. The transcript has a single exon.
AUGGAUGCGUUCUUGGACGCGAUGGAAAAAGCGAUUGCGAAUGCGAACGACGAGGACGAGGACACGGAGGACAAGAAGCGCAUCACUUCUCCUUCCUCUGCUUCGAGCAAAAUGGUGUCUUUGCAAAAAGCGGAAAAGUUACUGGAACGCACGCGACUCGGCUUGCUCGCGUUCGCGGUUUUACUCAAAACCAACGGCGUCAAUUCGGACGAACACGAAGGUUUACGACUUGAGAGGAAACGGGUCGAGGCGUAUUCCAGGAAAAUAGAGGAGACGAAGAAACGAAUAACGAAGAAGAACGAAGAAGAAGAAGAAGAAGAAGAAAUAGGAGAGAUUAAAGAGGAGAGUAGAAAGAAUAAUACUCGUCAUCGCGAAGACGGGGAGAUCCCGCGCGCGAACGGUCGCGUGGCGUCUCGCUUUGUCUUCAACGCGCUCGGCGGAUCGAAAACGGCGGAGAAGAACCGGUUGAAGCAAGAAGCGCAGGCAAAGUUAAGACGGAGCAUAGAAGAGGACGUGAAGAGUAAGUUCGAGGAGAGAGUGAACGAGAGGUAUAGAGAAAAGGACAAAAGCAGAGGGACGGGUGAGAAGCAAAAGACGAAGAAAAAGAAGACAAACGACCACGCCGAGCCGGAAAUCGAAGACGGCGAGUACAGCGACUGA